GUAAUGACGACACGGAUCAAAGUCGACGAAACUUUUCAUUGUAGAUAGGAUUCCGAUAUGAUUAAGGGACUCGUUUUUAAAAAUUCCUUCAUAUUUAAAUAUGUUAAAUCUUUUAGAAACGGGAUCCAUUCGUGGACAACUCGAAACAUGCAAAUCACAAAGAUGGGAAGUGGAGCAACUUUUAAAGAAGUUCGAAUUCCUAUCGAAUACGGACAUUUGGCAGCAAAGGAAUACGGAUGCGCAUCGGGGAAGAAAUUGAUAGCUCUUCACGGAUGGCAAGAUAAUGCGGGAUCAUUCGAUCCGCUGAUUCCUCAUCUUUCCACGGAUUUGCAUAUUGUCGCCGUAGAUCGAGCAGGACACGGCCUAUCGUCUCAUAAGCCUUUGGGUCAUCCGUAUUACUUUUGGGAUUAUAUAAAUCAAAUCAAAAUUGUUGCCGAUUUCUAUAACUGGAAGGAAUUCUCAAUGUUAACACACAGUGUAGCAUACACUCUUGCCGUCCUGUUUGCCGGUGUUUAUCCACAAUCGGUAAGGAAAGUUAUUGGUUUAGACGACGUGCUAAGUAAUACGAUGUACUCUUCGGAACUGAUGCCAGAAGUUACGAAAAAUAAUAUAUACAGGUUUAUCGAAUUAGAAGAGAAGCUGAACAACGAACCACCCGCUUAUUCCAUAGAUGAAGCCGUUAAGCUUCUGAUAAAGGGUACAUAUAACGAUCUUACCGAAGAAGGUGCAAAAGUGUUGAUGAAACGUGGAGUUAAACCACUGGAAAACGGGAAAGUGGUUUUCUCGCGCGACAUUAGAGUGAAGAAUGUGUGGGAUAAUGGUUUACUGUGUCGCGACAUCACGAAAACAAUCAUUUCGAACGUAAAGUGUGAUGUAUUGCUUAUCAAAGGUACAGAAUCUUCGUACACUACGAACGAAAACGUGAACGAACUUUUGGAAAUUUACAAAGCCAAAUGCCCAACAUUCGAAAUGGUUAAAUUAGAGGGAAACCAUUACGUGCAUUUCUGUAAUCCUCAGUUGGUUGCCUCGCUUGUUAACUCCUUUAUGUUCGAUUUAAAUAUUAAAGAUUCUUUGUGAAUAUACGAAAAAGAAGCGCUCCAAAAGUGUAUUUUGAAUAUUUAAUAGGUGUUUUAUAACAACUGAAAAUUCGUCGGGAAUUUAUUCGAAAAUUUACAUCUGUCUCCUGAAGUACGGAAUAAAAC
Centruroides sculpturatus (bark scorpion) is the source of this 1202-nucleotide messenger RNA. Its product is annotated as probable serine hydrolase. The transcript is spliced from 2 exons. The record is from RefSeq and is a predicted model, not a curated record. The coding region runs from base 58 to 1077 and encodes 339 amino acids. NCBI's taxonomy places the organism in Eukaryota, Metazoa, Arthropoda, Arachnida, Scorpiones, Buthidae.